GGUGUGCUCACUUGCGGAUGCAAACAUGAAUGGCAGCGUGCAUAUCGACCAGAUAUCCACCACAUAAGGUGAGGGGAUACACUUUGAACAACCAGCUGGACAUGGAGACAGAGAGUGAGAGCAUGCUGCAGCUUGCAGCACAGGCUUUCCAGUCAAAAAACUUCGACCUAGCUGCGGAAAUCUACGAGUGCCAACUAGCGGGACUCGGAGAUCCAGGGAGCCGGCAGGAGCUGAUGGUGAAGCGGGCAGACGCGCUCGCCUUCGCGGGCAAAUUCACGGAAGCUUUCAAUAUCUACAGACAAGCGUCAGAGAAAGAGAGACUGAGACCUGUGCACCUGACCAACCUGAUAGAGUACCUGGCGGGGAGUAUCAGGAGGCAGGAUAGGGGUGAGAGUCAGAGCAGGAGCCCGGGGAGAGGAGAGGAGGCAGGGGCUGCGGUGGCAGCCGGGAGCUCGGGAGCUACUGGAGACUUCUACUGCCGGAUAUGUCUGAGCUUUUUAUUCGAGCCUGUGACUCUGCCGUGCGGACACUGCUUCUGCAAGAAGUGUCUGGAGAGGGAGGAGAAGGAGCGGCCGGUGAUGUGCAAGGAGUGCAGGGACAGCUCCAGAGUGGCCGACGUCCAGAGUUACAGGGUCAAUGUGGUCCUCAGCAACCUGCUGGCCAAGUGGUUCCCCACCUGGAGCCAGGCCGGCCGGCUGAGGCGGGAGGGCAACGGACUGUACGCCGAGAGGAAGAUGGAGGCAGCCCUGGAGAAAUACAACCAAGCCAUAUUGAUAGCACCCAUGGACCACAUACUGUUCAGUAACCGCUCCCAGAUCCACUCCAGUCUGAGGCACUAUGAAAAGGCUCUGAGAGAUGCAGAGAUGGCCUGCAGACUCAUGCCUCACUGGUCCAAGGGUCAUGUUCGUAAGGCCCAGGCUCUGGUGUCACUGGGCAGGACAGAGGAGGCUCUGAGGGAGUACCUGGUCUGUCUGUCCAUAGAGCCGGACUGCAGACUGGCCAAGACUGAGGCCCACAAGCUCCUCAGCGAUCUCCUGGCUCCAGUAACAGAUCAGGUCCCUGAACACAUCUCAGACUGCUCCAAUAUACUGUCUUCCAGAGCGCACAUCAAGAACAGCAUUAACACUCCCUUUCAGAUCUAUAGUACCAGCUUGUUGUCAUCAGCGUCCAGUCUGGCCCCCAUUUCUUCCACACCUGGAAAGUCAGAGGGCAGUGAGGUCAGAGGUCAGGGAAAGCUGGAGGUCAGACGGCUGGACCACUGUUUCCUCCUCAAAAGGAAACGAUGGAGCUCAGAGGAGGAAGUGGAGGAUGACGGAGGACAGAAGAGGAGCAGCAAUAACAAGAAGGCCAAGUCUGAGCCAGCAGAGGUGAUUGAUCCAUUGAGCCCUGUGAUUGGUGAUGUCUUGGACCCGACAGAUCUGGAGUGUUCUCUUUGUAUGAGACUUUUCUACGAGCCAGUGACGACGCCGUGCGGUCACACGUUCUGUCUUCGGUGUCUGGAGAGAUGUCUGGACCAUAAUCCGAAGUGCCCACUCUGCAAAGAGGAGCUCUCUGAGUACCUGGUCCAGCGGCAGUACUGUAAGACAGUGUUAAUGGAGAAGCUGAUAUCGAAGUAUCUUCCCUCCGAGCUCAUGGAGAGACAGAAAAUCCACCAGGAAGAGAUGGCUGAGCUCUCAAAUCUUAACAAGAAUGUGCCUAUAUUUGUGUGCACCAUGGCCUUCCCCACUGUGCCGUGCCCUCUCCAUAUCUUCGAGCCGUGCUAUAGACUGAUGAUUCGCCGAUGCAUGGAGACGGGAACCAACUGCUUUGGCAUGUGUCUGGGAGACAACCUCAAAGGAUUUGCAGACUACGGGUGCCUGUUAGAGAUCCGCGAUGUGAAGUUCUUUUCUGAUGGCCGCUCAGUUGUGGACACCAUCGGCAGACGGAGGUUUAAAGUCAUUCAGCACAGUGAGAGGGACGGAUACAACACGGCUGAUAUAGAGUACCUGGAGGAUGUAAAGGUGGAGGGUCUGGAAGAGCGUGAGCUACAAUCUCUGCACGACACGGUGUACGACCAGGCUCUGGUGUGGGUCAACUCCUUAAAGAUUGAGCAGAAGGAACGCAUUGAAGGACAUUUUGGACCCAUGCCUCAGAAAGACUCUGAACUUCAGGACAGUCCUAAUGGUCCCUCAUGGUGUUGGUGGUUACUCGCUGUUCUUCCUUUAGAAGGCCGAGCCCAGCUGCCCUUCCUGGCCCUCACAUCUCUGAAAGAUCGCCUCAGCGGCAUCCGCAAGGUGCUGCUCCUCAUGACCCACAGCAGGCACCGGUGACAUGCUCUCCACGAGUGAAGCCCGCCUGGAAAAUGCAGUAACCACCUCCACCUGCACACAUGCACACCCUACUCCAAAGCAGCAGUUGACCUGCUGUUCUUCCUUUUGAUGCACAAAGAACUGAUGUUGAAGUUGUUGCACCUUCCUUGUUGUAGCACCCUUUCAGAAAGCAAGGCUGGACUCAUCUACACAUCAACAGAAAAUUAAAUUAAAAAUAGAACUGAAUACAUAGAUGUCUUCUGUUCAUAAGAUUCUCUGCGCACCAUCCAGAAAACAACCACGCACACCUGCAGCUAUGUUCAGACAGGAAGGACAUCUAAUUCCUUAUGAUGACUGUCAUUACAAUGACUCAAUGUGGUACAGUACAUCACCUUCCGUUACAACAAUGGAUGUCACUGUAACAAUGCCCAUAUGCUAAGUAACUACAUGUUCUUGUGUAACAUUUCCACAUGUACAGCGGGCAAGCUGUUGUGUUUUUCGUCUUCAUCUGUCCAGGUUCCACUGUUGCCUUUGUGGCCCCUCCUCCAUUUUUGUAGUUCUUUGCUCUUCCUCUUGCAUACUUAUGUUAUGUGUGAACUUUGCAGCCUGAUAUGAGUAAUUUCUCCAAAACAAAAAAGCUGAGCUGCCUGUCUGAACAUAGCUUUAAUGCAAAGACAAAGCAAGUUCAGAUAUAUCAACUGCUGGUAGCAACCACCAUUAAUUCAACCAAUCAGCAUCCCCAUACUUAAUGUCUAUAAAUGUACAUAAAAAUUCUUCAAGAGACCAAAUAAUUUGCCUUUUUGUGUAAAUGCAGUCACUACUGUUGAGUGAAAAUGAUUAUAAUAUUGAUGAGAUAUGAUUAAUUGGUUUGCCCAUCAACCAUAACUCACACAACAACCGUUUUUUCGGCUGCUAUUCCGUCUUCCUGCCCUCCUUUCUUCUUUCACUGCUGUCCCUGUCUGACACUACAUCGUGCAACAUGAAUAACAACGGACUGAACUUUUA
Molecule: messenger RNA, 3293 nt
Organism: Plectropomus leopardus (leopard coralgrouper)
Lineage: Eukaryota; Metazoa; Chordata; Actinopteri; Perciformes; Serranidae
Product: LON peptidase N-terminal domain and RING finger protein 3-like
Molecular function (GO): protein binding; ubiquitin protein ligase activity
Source: RefSeq, a predicted model, not a curated record